AUGGCGCUCAAGUUGUUCUUCUCCAGCCUGUCGCGAACGAAACCUCUGGAGCCCGAUGGGGAGGAGUCAACCUUUAAACGAUGCCUGACCACUCUUGACCUGGUAGCGCUUGGUGUGGGCAGCACGCUUGGGGCCGGCGUCUACGUCCUGUCCGGAGAAGUGGCCAGAGAGUCUGCCGGGCCCAGCAUCAUCAUCGCCUUCUUCAUCGCUGCUCUGGCAUCUAUAUUCGCCGGAUUGUGUUAUGCAGAGUUUGGCUCCAGAGUUCCAAAAACUGGCUCAGCGUACCUUUAUAGCUAUGUGACGGUCGGAGAGCUGCUGGCUUUUAUUACCGGCUGGAAUCUGCUUCUCUCUUAUGUCAUAGGCACGUCCAGUGUAGCGCUUGCGUGGAGUGGGACGUUUGAUGACCUCAUCGGGGGUGUCAUGUCCAAAUACUUGGCGGAAAAUGCAGCAAUGGGCCUUCCGGGGUUGGCACCCUAUCCAGAUAUCUUUGCUGCUUUUCUCAUCUUGGUUCUAUCUGGCUUGCUUUCAUUUGGAGUGAAAGAGUCAACCACAAUCAACAAGGUCUUCACAGGGGUCAACAUCCUGGUUCUGGUCUUUGUCGCCAUCUCAGGCUUCAUCAAAGGCGAUAUCGCUAACUGGCAAAUCAGUGAAACUGAUUUGCUCAACGCCACAGCACAACUCAAUAACUUGAGCACCACUGCCAAUAUCACAAGCAACUUCGGAGUCGGUGGUUUUUUCCCCUACGGCAUCAGUGGAACCCUGGCUGGGGCGGCAACAUGCUUCUACGCCUUUGUGGGCUUUGACACAAUCGCAACGACAGGUGAGGAGGUGAAGAACCCUCAAAAGUCUGUUCCAAUUGGGAUUGUGGCCUCUCUACUAAUCUGCUUCCUGGCCUACUUUGCUGUUUCUGCCGCACUUACCCUCAUGAUGCCCUACUACAUGCUCAACAAAAAAAGCCCACUGCCUGUGGCAUUUGAAUACAUCGGCUGGGGGGCCGCCAAAUAUGUUGUUGCCGUGGGUUCACUUUGUGCCUUGUCUACGAGUCUGUUGGGCUCGAUGUUUCCCAUGCCGAGGGUGAUGUUUGCCAUGGCAAGGGAUGGCCUGCUUUUCCAACCCCUGACCAAAGUCACCUCCAGGGGUAGUCCUGGUAUUGCAACAAUCACAUCUGGAAGUGUGGCAGCUUUCAUGGCUGUGCUGUUCGACCUGGAUGCCUUAGUGGAGAUGAUGUCUAUCGGGACUCUGUUUGCCUACACACUUGUGGCCAUAUGCAUCCUCAUACUGAGGUAUCAAGUGUCUCCAACUGACGGUGGAGAGUUAAAAAUCAUGGAAUCCAACUCCAUCCUUUCCUUUGUUAAGCCUCCAGCAUCUCCAAAUUCAGAGACCUCAAGAAGAGUCACCAUUCUGAUUUUAAUUUCUGUUGUAUGCGUGACUGCUCUGUGCAUCACCUUAAACCUGGCUAUUGAUUCACUAUACAACGCGGAGGCAUGGAGUAUAGUGCUGGUAUGCAUCUUCUCCUUUAUCUUGCUUCUUGCCGUUUUCGCCAUCUGGAGGCACCCACAGAACCCAAAUAGAGCAUCCUUCAUGGUACCCUUACUCCCCUUCCUGCCCAUUGUGAGCACACUUAUAAACGUCUACCUCAUGUUCCAGUUACAAGCCGCCACAUGGUUGAGAUAUGCCAUCUGGAUGGCAAUAGGUCUGAUCAUCUACUUUGGCUAUGGGCUGCAUUACAGUGUUGAGAGCCAGCGUCGCAAAACCAAACUGUCAGACAUCGAAACCAUCUGUGAAAUUACCGACAAGGAAAAUUUUAGCGAGUGCAAAUUUUGA
Nerophis lumbriciformis (worm pipefish) is the source of this 1824-nucleotide messenger RNA. Lineage: Eukaryota; Metazoa; Chordata; Actinopteri; Syngnathiformes; Syngnathidae. The record is from RefSeq and is a predicted model, not a curated record.